AUGUUCACUAGACUCGUUCUUCUAAAUACCCUUAAAAAAGAGCUCAACUAUGAGAUCAGCCUUGACAAUCCAAUCCCUUUUCUAGAGUGGUGGCUUAAGCGCUCAUCAUUUGCAUUACAAGUGAACCAAAAUUCCCCGAAAAUGAGCUUAUUGAAGUUUACGCCACCUUAUAAAAUAGAUAUAGAGUUCUUCUCAAGGCGGCCAAUAGGAAAGGGAGAGAAAAAGGAUGAGCUUGAGAUGGAUGACGGCGAAAUUGAAGAGAAGCCUAAAAUAAUGGAUUCUUCAGAACUUUUUAUUAAUAUUCACAAAGAUGGAAUGCCGCAUUUCACUGCUGAAUGCAUAUCAAUUAACUCACAAAUUACGAUACAUCAUUUGGCGUUUUUACAAUCAAGAUUAAGAGACCCAUCAAAAUUUUUAUAUGACGAUACUCCGAAGGUCGAUUUCAAUUUCUUAAGCCUCCCACUACAAAAUGAUAUAAAGAAUUGGCUACUUAGAAUUGGGAUUGAUGAAGAUAUUGGAAAAUUCAUAGAAAUAAUGGCAUUAGUAAGAGAAAGAGAUCUUUAUAAAAGCUGGAUACACAAAUAUAUGAAGUUUAUAGAAUAA
Messenger RNA from Blepharisma stoltei, 603 nucleotides. NCBI's taxonomy places the organism in Eukaryota, Ciliophora, Heterotrichea, Heterotrichida, Blepharismidae. The record is from the annotation of a GenBank genome assembly.